UUCUUUUAUAAGUGAUAAUACACAAUUGAUCAAACAUGUUUGAAGGCUUUUACUUGUAGUAACAUAAAUGAACAAUACGGGGCGCUAUAGGGCUCAAGAGCCGGUUUAGGUGUAUUUUCUUCGGUUUCAUGUGCUACAUUGUUCAGGUUCCCCUAUCGUAUACAAACACCAUGGACAAUACAAACACCAUGGACACAGUGGAGAGUGCUAUGCAUAGUUGUUUUAAAACCAAAGUAGGCGAGGUGUUAUUACCGGGUGAUACGUUUUCUUUCGGAUUAGGCGAAACGGACAGUAAACCCUUGAAAGUCAUUUGUGGUCCAGGACUUCGACGAAAUGGAGAUGAGGUGCAUGUGUCCAAAAGCGGAAUUCUGCGACACAAGCAACCAAAUUUGUACUGGAUUGACUCACAGCAAAGACGAUAUGUUCCUGCAAAGGGAGAGACCGUGAUUGGCAUUGUCACUGUCAAGUCGGGUGACAUCUUCAAGGUGGACGUGGGCGGGAGUGAACAAGCAUCGCUGUCCUAUUUGGCAUUUGAAGGGUCCACCAAGCGUAACAGACCCAACGUACAGGUGGGGGAUCUGGUAUACGGCCAGUUUAUCAUCGCUAACAAAGACAUGGAGCCAGAACUGACGUGUAUAGACAGCUGUGGACGAGCCAACGGGAUGGGAGUGUUCGGAGCCGGGGGUCUUAUGUUUAAGGUGUCGCUGGGACUUGUGCGCAGGCUACUGGCGCCGCAGAGCGAAGUGGUCAAAGACCUGGAGAAUCUGUUCCCGUUUGAGCUGGUUGUAGGAAUGAACGGGCGUGUCUGGGUGAAAGCCAAGAGCCUGCAGCAGACCCUGAUCGUCGCCAACCUGCUGGAGAGCUGUGAGAACAUGAGUGCCCUGCAGCGCCAGGCACUGUUCAGAAGGGUCGUCGACCGCGCAUUCUAGUGGAUGCCUCGGGAAAUGACAGCGAUCCGUGGGAACAUUUUUCUCGUUGUGUUUUAUUGGGUUAUUUGGAUCCCGUUCAGAACAAAGAUGUAUGAUAUUGAUCCUAGAUUAAUACGUGAGCCUUUUUUUAUGGCGUAUUUGCGUCACGUUGUUUGACGGACUCAUAACUGAGUAAGGACAUUGUAUCCUACUUCUCUUAACCUCUGGGAGGAUGGUUUUGAAAUCAGAUUAUCGUUUUUGCUCAUAUUUUCAAAGAAAAUAAACAUUUCUACAUAAAUGACUUUUUAAUCAGAAAUCAGAUGGUAAUUUUUAUCUUUCUCUAGGUUCACAAUUGUCCCUUGGGAUAAAGUUUGACUUCUGCAAUUUACUAGAUUGACUCUAAUGUAGUUCUCUUAAUGUCCAAAAGGGGGCAGAACUCUGCCUCAAAAUGAAAAGAGCUAAAAAUGGCAUAUAAUAAACAAUUUACUAGCCUCGACUGUUCGGUCAUUG
Hypomesus transpacificus is the source of this 1418-nucleotide messenger RNA. It is a transcript of the gene exosc3, whose product is annotated as exosome component 3. The record is from RefSeq and is a predicted model, not a curated record. NCBI's taxonomy places the organism in Eukaryota, Metazoa, Chordata, Actinopteri, Osmeriformes, Osmeridae. Bases 129 to 929 code for a protein of 266 amino acids. Gene Ontology annotation, molecular function: RNA binding. The transcript has 4 exons. Gene Ontology annotation, biological process: exonucleolytic trimming to generate mature 3'-end of 5.8S rRNA from tricistronic rRNA transcript (SSU-rRNA, 5.8S rRNA, LSU-rRNA); nuclear polyadenylation-dependent rRNA catabolic process; TRAMP-dependent tRNA surveillance pathway. Gene Ontology annotation, cellular component: nuclear exosome (RNase complex); cytoplasmic exosome (RNase complex).